This is a messenger RNA of Lagopus leucura (white-tailed ptarmigan), 3581 nucleotides long. It is a transcript of the gene FGFR1, whose product is annotated as fibroblast growth factor receptor 1. The transcript has 18 exons. Gene Ontology annotation, cellular component: membrane; signaling receptor complex. Lineage: Eukaryota; Metazoa; Chordata; Aves; Galliformes; Phasianidae. The record is from RefSeq and is a predicted model, not a curated record. Gene Ontology annotation, biological process: positive regulation of cell population proliferation; protein phosphorylation; multicellular organism development. Gene Ontology annotation, molecular function: fibroblast growth factor receptor activity; ATP binding; fibroblast growth factor binding. The coding region runs from base 93 to 2552 and encodes 819 amino acids.
CGCCGCCCCGCGGGACUCCGCUCACAGCGGCCGACGGGGCCCCAUGGAGGGGCGGUUGAGCGCAGUCGCCGAGCAGUAGCCGCAGCAGUGGGAUGUUUACCUGGAGGUCCCUCAUCCUUUGGGCUGUGCUGGUCACAGCCACGCUGUCAGCUGCCAGACCGGCCCCCACGCUUCCUGACCAAGCUCUGCCCAAAGCGAACAUCGAGGUGGAAUCCCACUCUGCACACCCCGGCGAUCUCCUCCAGCUGCGCUGCCGGCUGCGCGACGACGUGCAGAGCAUCAACUGGGUGCGUGAUGGAGUGCAGCUGCCUGAGAACAACCGCACACGCAUCACCGGCGAGGAGGUAGAGGUGCGGGAUGCGGUGCCCGAGGAUUCGGGGCUCUAUGCCUGCAUGACCAACAGCCCCUCGGGGAGUGAGACCACCUACUUCUCCGUCAACGUCUCAGACGCACUCCCUUCUGCAGAGGAUGAUGAUGAUGAAGAUGAUUCCUCCUCGGAGGAGAAGGAGGCAGAUAACACCAAGCCGAACCAGGCUGUAGCUCCUUACUGGACCUAUCCUGAGAAGAUGGAGAAGAAGCUACACGCCGUCCCUGCUGCCAAAACAGUGAAAUUCAAGUGCCCCUCAGGUGGGACGCCCAACCCCACGCUGCGCUGGAUGAAGAAUGGCAAGGAGUUCAAGCCUGACCACCGCAUUGGGGGGUACAAGGUCCGCUAUGCCACCUGGAGCAUCAUCAUGGACUCGGUGGUGCCAUCAGAUAAAGGCAACUACACGUGCAUCGUGGAGAACAAAUACGGGAGCAUCAACCACACCUAUCAGCUGGAUGUUGUGGAGCGCUCCCCGCAUCGGCCCAUCCUGCAGGCAGGGCUCCCUGCCAACAAAACGGUGGCCCUGGGCAGCAACGUGGAGUUUGUCUGCAAGGUCUACAGCGACCCGCAGCCCCACAUCCAGUGGCUGAAACACAUCGAGGUGAACGGCAGCAAGAUCGGCCCCGACAACUUGCCUUACGUGCAGAUCCUAAAGACGGCUGGCGUUAACACGACAGACAAAGAGAUGGAAGUCCUUCACUUAAGGAAUGUCUCAUUUGAGGAUGCUGGGGAGUAUACAUGUUUGGCGGGUAAUUCUAUUGGGAUCUCCCAUCACUCUGCAUGGUUGACAGUUCUCGAAGCUAUUGAGGACUCACCAGCCAUGAUGACGUCCCCCCUCUACCUGGAGAUCAUCAUUUAUUGCACCGGCGCCUUCCUCAUCUCCUGCAUGGUGGUGACAGUCAUCAUCUAUAAGAUGAAGAGCACCACCAAGAAGACAGACUUCAACAGCCAGCUGGCCGUGCACAAGCUGGCCAAGAGCAUCCCACUGCGCAGACAGGUAACAGUGUCGGCUGACUCCAGCUCCUCCAUGAACUCGGGUGUGAUGUUGGUGAGGCCCUCACGGCUCUCCUCCAGUGGAACCCCCAUGCUGGCUGGUGUCUCUGAGUAUGAGCUGCCCGAGGACCCGCGCUGGGAACUGCCACGGGACAGGCUGAUCCUGGGCAAGCCGCUGGGAGAAGGCUGCUUUGGGCAGGUGGUGCUGGCCGAGGCCAUCGGCCUGGACAAGGACAAGCCAAACCGUGUCACCAAAGUGGCCGUGAAGAUGCUCAAGUCCGACGCCACAGAGAAGGACCUGUCUGACCUCAUCUCCGAGAUGGAGAUGAUGAAGAUGAUCGGCAAGCACAAGAACAUCAUCAACCUGCUGGGGGCCUGCACGCAGGACGGGCCCCUCUAUGUCAUCGUGGAAUAUGCCAGCAAAGGCAACCUGCGUGAGUACCUGCAGGCACGGCGCCCGCCGGGUAUGGAGUACUGCUACAACCCCACUCGUGUCCCCGAGGAGCAGCUCUCCUUCAAGGACCUGGUGUCCUGUGCGUACCAGGUGGCGCGUGGCAUGGAGUACCUGGCCUCCAAAAAGUGCAUCCACAGGGACCUGGCAGCCAGGAAUGUGCUGGUGACAGAAGACAACGUGAUGAAGAUCGCUGACUUCGGGCUGGCCCGUGACAUCCACCACAUCGAUUACUACAAGAAGACGACAAACGGCCGCUUGCCAGUGAAGUGGAUGGCCCCGGAGGCUCUGUUCGACCGAAUAUACACUCAUCAGAGUGAUGUUUGGUCCUUCGGCGUGCUGCUUUGGGAGAUCUUCACUCUGGGCGGUUCGCCGUACCCUGGUGUGCCUGUGGAGGAGCUUUUCAAGCUGCUGAAGGAGGGCCACAGGAUGGACAAGCCCAGCAACUGCACCAACGAGCUGUACAUGAUGAUGCGUGACUGCUGGCACGCCGUGCCCUCCCAGCGCCCCACUUUCAAACAGCUGGUGGAAGACCUGGACAGGAUCGUGGCCAUGACAUCCAACCAGGAAUACCUGGACCUGUCGGUGCCUUUGGAUCAAUACUCACCCGGCUUCCCAGCCACACGCAGCUCCACCUGCUCUUCUGGGGAGGACUCAGUGUUCUCCCACGACCCACUGCCCGAUGAGCCCUGCCUGCCACGCUGCCCCCCGCACAGCCAAGGGGUGCUAAAGCGGCACUGAGGCUCCGCACGCAGCUGUGCCCACCCAGCACCUCGGCAGGGAGCUCUGCCCAAAGGUUUCAUUUCGCUGUUUGCCUGUUUGGUUGCCUCUCUUUGUUUUCAUCAUCCAUUUAAACCUUUCCCACUGUGCUUGGACAUCUCCACGUGGCGGUGCCUCAGUGUGUCCCUAUGGGGCUGAUGCACUGUGUGAGCAUCCCAGCGCUGCCCAAACCCACAUCUGUGGGGCUGCGCAGCGAACCGUGCAUCAGUGCUGACAACAGAAGUCCCGUGUACAUAGCUAAAAUAUGUAUAAAUAUGAAUAUAUAUUUACAUGUCUUUUUAAAAAGGUUGUUACCAGAGCUAUACCAGUUUGGUAGGAAGGUACUAGUGGCUGGUAGAUAUCAGUUGCUCUAUAUAUAUAUAUAUAUAUAUAUUAAAAAAAAAAAGAAAAAAAAAGAAAAAAAGGAAAAAAAAUAGAAAGAAACAAACAAAAAAAAAUCCAUAUAUUUUGCUACAUUUGCUGUUUUUUAUUUUUUUAAAUUAUGUCCCCCCCACCCUCUUUCAGUUUUAGAUCCCUCGAUAAGGAAUUGCUGCUGCUGCUGCUUCAGUUUUAUAUGGGGUUGUAUUAAAACCAUACUAAAUAACGUUGUCGAUGCCUUUCGGGAGCACACGGCCAAGGUGCCAAUGGCCUUUCCCUCCCCCCCCCCCGGGGGGCUGCAGUGGGGCCGGGUUCAGCUUCAAAGCUGGGCACUGGAGCUCUGAACCCCCCGGGCUGUGCCUUACCUGGCCUUCCCCAUGGGGAGGAAGGGCCAUGGGGGCUGCUGUGUCCCCAUCCCUUCGUCCCCCCCCAUCCCUUUGUCCCCCCCCAUCCCUUCGUCCCCCCAUCCCCAUCCCUUCCCCCCCCACCUCCAGUCCCUGACGCUGGGAGCGCGGAGUCAGGGCGCUAUUACUUGAAAAGUUUAUUUUGCCUUUGUAUGGAGAAAUAUUAUUUGUUGUAAACUCUUCUGUAAUGAAUCUGGAAUUCUUGUAAUUAUUAAAGACUUUAACCAAA